This is a messenger RNA of Planococcus citri (citrus mealybug), 3176 nucleotides long. RefSeq lists its product as uncharacterized. Bases 1024 to 1470 code for a protein of 148 amino acids. The transcript is spliced from 2 exons. The record is from RefSeq and is a predicted model, not a curated record. NCBI's taxonomy places the organism in Eukaryota, Metazoa, Arthropoda, Insecta, Hemiptera, Pseudococcidae.
UCAAUUGUAUUGAAAAAAAUAAUAAUUUGUAAAAUGCAUAUUGUUGAAACAUAUAAUUUUCCAAAUAAAAAAGACAUUUCAUGUCAUAAGAAAAAAAGUAAAUCAUUUCGUGCAAAUAUUUUUAUCAAUGAUAAUCAUAUUGAUUGUAUCUAUUUGAAAACAAAUAUUUUAUUGCAUUUGUUACCUAUAUGUCGUUGCAAAAUUGAAGAUAAACUUUGGGUGUCCAGUUGGGAAGAUAUUAAAAAUGAUGUCAGUAAGGGGGAUGAUGUAUACAAACAUACUAAAUACAAGUUCAUUGCAGAUUGUGUAUUGAGAGAUAUUUUUAAUUUUGAUCUAUCUUUAUCAAGUAAAGAAAUAGAUAGAGUAAAAGAAUUUUUGAAAUGGUUUGAUGAAAUUGUUGAAGAAAAAAUUCCAAAAAAAUACCAACACUGAAAAUAAUUUGUCAGAUUCAAAUUUGUAAAAAGAAAAGAACUGUUGAAUAAUAUCCAGAUUGAAUGUACAUAUACUGGAAAGAACAAGAAGAGAUGGAAACAGCAGUAGCUGAGGAUGGGUAACAUUAAAUUUGUUUUAAAACUGUACUUGGUUAAUGAUGAUGUUUUUUUUAAUGUUUAUGAAAUAAUGAUGUACAAGUAUACUACCUACCUAACAACUUACUUACUUACUUAAUUACUAAGAUGCAACUUGAUAAAUUUUACAAUACAUUUUAUGUGCAUUGUCUCUGUUUUUUUUUUUAUUGAUUAUGGAUACUGUAUCAUAAUGCAUCUACACAGAUUGACUCAGCAGGUGGCUAAUUAUUGUAUACAUAAAAAAAAAGAGGAGGUAGGAGAUGAAACUGCACUGUGCACUCGGAUAUAUAAUGCACUGGUAAACAAUGUUGUCCAUCAUAUAUUGUGCAGUUUUCAGUUGAUAAUACCACAUUUUCGUGUUCUUUACAGUUUGUUUUUCAUUUCUCACUUGUCAAACUACAAACUUUUAAAAUUUUCAAUUUUUUUGUUUUGCAAAAAUAUUAAAAAUUAAUUAAAAAUGUCUUCUAAUAAUUCCAAAAAAUUUGCUGCUUGCUUCAUGAAAAUAAAAAUGAUUGAUUCGCGAAUGAACAUGGAGGAUCUGGAUGAAAUAUUGAACUUAUCUGUAUUCAGAGACUAUGCUGGUGUAAAAGUAGAAGAAACUAAUCAUGAUACAAGAACCAUAACCUUAGCAUUUCCAUUCACCAUUGGUGUGGAAAAAUUGACAUCUGUGAUCAAAGAUAAAACUGGACUUCCUGUCAAUAUUAUGUUGAAGAUUACAAAAGAUACUGAUUAUGAAGAUGAGAAAAUUUCAAAUGCCAAACAGAGACUGUUAGCAAAGUAUCGUAACCAUGAUAAUGAAGGUGGAGCUGGAGCUGGAGUUGGAGCUGGAGCUGGAGCUGGAGCUGGAGCUGGAGCUGGAGCUGGUGGUUCUGGUGAAGGUGCAUCAUUCAUGGUUGGUGUUUGAUUUUUUAUUUUUUUUAAAUUUUUUUUAAAUUUCAAAUUUGAAUUAUUUUAAUUUUAAGUUAUUUUUUUAAAAAUUAGUGCAUUCCCUGUGAGGAAACUUUUGAUAACCGUCGUGAUUGGAAAAAUCAUCAACUUAAAAGAUCACAUCUUUUAAAAUCCAUCGAAAAUUGUGAAGAUUUUAAAAAUUUAGGGUAUUAUAUUUUAAAUGGAAAAACGGCAUUUAAAAAUCGAAUAUCAACUUUAAUUUUCGUGAAUAGGGACCCAGAGUUUACAAUCAUUGAAUUUUUGAAUAAAAUUAAAACCCCUUUCGCAGAAUAUUUAACACUUGCCUUGUUUAAAGUAAUGUCAGUUAAAGUAAAUUGCAAUUUAUUUGCAUAUUAUAAAAAAAUUACAGGAGAGGAACAAAUUUUUAAUCUGAAUACAAGCAGUGUUACUUUUUACAAAAAUGAAGAUAUUUUCAAAAAAAUUGAGGUUGAAAUAUUUCCUCAAAUAGAUAUUCAAAAUGACGAAUUGAAUCGAGGAGGGUCAGGGUGGGCUUAUAAUUCCGCUUCUGAAAUGGAAGUGCGAAUUUGUAAAAAUGAUAUCAUGAAAAAGGGAGGGUCAUUCAUUCAGACACCAACUUCUUUGAUACAUAAAAGGGCUUUAAUUAAUGUCCAAAAUAAUGAUGACCAUAAAUGCUUCUACUACUGUAUUUUUUCUCGGUUUGUUAAAUCUCAUUCUUAUAAUGUCAAAUCAUACAAAUAUAUUGAACAAAAAAUGAAAAAAGAAAAUAUAGAAUUUAAUUUUACAAAUAUAAACUAUCCUGCAACUUUGUCUGAUUUAAAAAAGUUUGAAAAAGAUAAUUUGAAUGUUUCGAUUAAUGUAUAUAUUUAUGAAAGGAAAAAAGUCUCUCCAAUCAAGGUUUGUGAGAUGGAAAAAAAUUUACAUUAUGAUCUGUUAAUGUUAAAGCAAAAUGAUGAGAAUUUCCAUUAUGUUUGGAUAAAAAAUUUCAGUAGAUUAGUUUCUACUCAAUUGACAAGUUCACAACAUGCAGUAGAAGUAUGCAAACGAUGUUUAGUUCAUUAUACAGGAAAAAAUCGAUUACAAAAAUUAAUUGAUCAUAAAAAAUUUUGUACUGAUAAAAGUGUUAAAACUCCCUCUAAAACAGAAUUACCAACCGGAAAGAAUGAAGAUGACAUUUUAAAAUUUCGAAAUCUUCAGUAUGAGACCCCCAUUACCUAUCUUGUUUUUGCUGAUUUUGAGACUAUGUUAGUAACUGUUGAGUCUGAUGACAAAAUUGAUGAGGAUAGAAGAACUAGGAAAGUACAAAGGCAUGACCCCAUCGCUUUUUGUUACUAUUUAAUAAAUUCCAAAGUUUUUGAAACUCAGUUAUCUGGGAAAAUAAAAAAACCUAAAGAUCCAGUUUGUUAUGCAGGUAAAAAUGCUGCUACUAUUUUUUUUGAAAUGAUUAAAGAAGUUGGAUAUGAAUGUGAGAGAAAAUACAAAAAAUAUGAACAUUUGAAUCGAUUUGAAUUUGAGACCCAAGCACAAAUUGAACAAUUUGAAAAAGAUCCAAAAUGCUGUCUUUGCCUUCAUAAAUUUAAAAUUGAUGAAAAAUCUGUCAUUCAUCACUGUCAUGUAACAAAUAAAGUUAUAGGAAGAGCCCAUUCAAAAUGUAACCUAUAUGCAAAAGUCCCUAAUUUUUUACCAGUGUUUGUUCAUAAUUUA